UCCCCAUGUCCUUGUUUCCCUUUUAAUUUAUUAUUUCCAUUUCCUCUUCCAAAUUAAAAAAAAAAAUAAAAAAAUUCAAAAACCAUUUCAUUUCAGCAGUCUCAGCUUUCGCACCAAAUUUGAUCGGAAAUUAAAAAUUGAAAAUCUUCUUCAUUCUUCCUUUUUUUUUUUCGAGGUAAUUAAAGGAAGGUGAAGGUUCUGUGUAGUGGAGAAGAGAAAUAGAAGUUGCUACUGAGUUGUCUGUCGUUCGUUGUGGGGUUUUAGUCCUUGCGUUUUCUUGAGAUUUACGUUAAAUAUGGAGUGUUGAAAAGUUUAAAACUUGACUAGAGAGACCUUUUGCAAACCUCCUCCGUUCGUUAUUCAAAGGCUCCAGCUAGCUUCUGCUUAUUGAUUUGGAUGCUGUUAUUCUUCUUCUGUUCAUUUUUUUCCCUCUUUGCCGCGUUAAAGCUCGACUCUUUUUAGUCAUUGAGAGAAAGCAAGUUGUAGACUCUAAAAAGUUUGAGAGGAACCCAAAACGAAAAGAUAUUCUAAUGGUGCUUUAAUGUCCAUGGCCUCGGUCUAAGUGUUAAAGCAUAUUGUUUGCUAGCUUUUAUCUUUCAUUCCUUCAACACGCUCAUCAUCAUCAUCAUAACCCCAUAUCUUUAUUGUCUUCUUUUUUAGCUUUUUUAAUUUGGGAUCACUUAGAAUUUUCAAUAGCAUCAUAAUCUGUAGUUUCUUUUGCAGAUGGAAUCAGUGAAACCUUCAGCUAUGACUCCAGCCAAGAGUAAAUUGGCACGUACGUUUGCUAAAGUUCUUCAUAUUCGAGCUGUAUCUGGGGUUGCUCCGGUUGAUGGAGUUCAGAAAGUUAAGCCUCAGGAGAAGGUGAUCAAAGAUGGUCAGAAGCCUGUUAAGAGUAAAGGUAGUUGGUCUCAGUUAUUUGACAAGGAUGAUAAAGAUGAUGAAUACAAAGUGGCCAUGGAAGCUCUUCUUGCAAAGAUUUUUGCGACCAUUUCUUCUGUUAAAGCUGCGUAUAGUCAAUUACAAUACGCUCAGUCUCCUUAUGAUGCCGAGUGUAUUCAAUCUGCUGAUUAUUCGGUAGUUAAGGAGUUGAAGAAUUUGUCUGAAUUGAAGCAGUGUUACUUUAAGAAACAGUUCGAUUUUUCACCAGAGAAAACUUUGGUUUCUGCUGAAAUUCAGGAGUUGAAAAGUCUUUUAAAGACUUAUGAAAUCAUGGGAAAGAAGUUAGAAUUUCAGCUGAGGCUCAAGGACUCUGAAAUCAUAUUUCUUAAAGAGAAGUUAGAGGAAAACAAUAAACAAAACAAGUUAAUAGAGAAGAGAUUAAAUCAAAGUGGUCAGUUAUCUAUGCUUGAUAAUCUUCACUUCUCAGGGUUGAGUCCUAGUCAUUUCAUUACAGUUCUUCGGCAUGCUGUGAAAUCUAUCCGAGGCUUUGUCCGGUUGAUGAUUGAUGAGAUGAAAACUGCCGGUUGGGAUAUUGACGCAGCAGCCAAUUCAAUCCAACCAAAUGUGGUGUAUUAUAAAGCUGAUCACAAAUGUUUUGCAUUUGAAUCCUUUGUUUGCAGGGAAUUGUUCAACGCUUUUCAUUACCCCAAUUACUCCCCAGCAAACGAGUCUUUGCCAGAGAGAAAGAAAAAAAAGCAACAGCUGUUCUUUGAGAGAUUCACAGAACUAAAAUCUGUGAAAGCAAAGGAUUACCUUUCAAGGAAGCCUAAAUCAUCGUUUGCGAAAUUUUGCCGGGUCAAGUACUUGCAAGUGAUUCACCCAAAGAUGGAAUCAUCAUUUUUUGGCAAUCUUAACCACAGGAACCUUGUGAAUUCUGGUGAAUUUCCAGACACUGGAUUCUUUGCCUCAUUUGCAGAAAUGGCAAAACGGGUUUGGCUCCUACAUUGCUUAGCCUUUUCAUUCCAGCCAGAGGCCGCAAUCUUUCAAGUAAACAAAGGGACUCGAUUCUCAGAAGUCUACAUGGAAAGCUUAGAUGAUGAAGCCUUCCUUCCAUCAGACAAAACACAAGAAUCUGACACUCGAGUGGCUUUCACAGUUGUUCCAGGCUUCAGGAUUGGUAAAACUGUUCUACAGUGCCAGGUUUAUCUAUCCCAGUUUCAAACUAAUCCCAACCACUAAUCACCCAUUGGACCCACAGCCUAAAACAUUGAUUGACUGGAAGGCCAUACUCAUGGGAGAAAUCUUGGUUGUGAACAAUCUACAUGUGUAUCCGUCGAAUGAGAGGGCACCACGUCAGCACGAAUGACAUGGAAUCGCUCCCUUAUUGAUUGGAUACAUUGCAUCCGUUCGCAUCCAAGAUUUUCCCCAUAGUUUUGAUAUUUGUUUACAUAAAUUAAUGAUCAGACAAAUGGGGUUGCCUGGUUGAUAAGUGUGAUGUGGGCACUCUUAAGACUUGGUUACCUGGGAUUUUGUCCCUUUGUUUAUGUGGCCUUUGAGAAAAGAAACCGCGUAGACUGAAUGAAUCAUUUUAGUUUUAUCAUGUAAGAGAACUUCCUGCCAAAUUUUGUUGAUAUUAGGCCAAUGACAGUGGGAUGUUAGCUGUUUUACAUCAUUACUUUAUAAUUGUAUUGAUGUUUUUAAUGUAGAUAUUGAUUUAUUUUACA
Pistacia vera is the source of this 2603-nucleotide messenger RNA. Its product is annotated as protein GRAVITROPIC IN THE LIGHT 1-like. The transcript is spliced from 3 exons. Bases 724 to 2118 code for a protein of 464 amino acids. Gene Ontology annotation, biological process: response to red or far red light; negative gravitropism. The record is from RefSeq and is a predicted model, not a curated record. Lineage: Eukaryota; Viridiplantae; Streptophyta; Magnoliopsida; Sapindales; Anacardiaceae.